AUGGCGUCGCUUUCCAUCAUCCCAAUCACCACUCGCCAACUUACAACCAUUCGUAGCUUCCUAACCUCACCAAUCGUUGAAAUUAUCGUUGGGAAAGGUGACAAAGAGACUGUUAUGACAGCUCAUCAAUCCCUUCUGAUGGAGGCACCACUAUUAACCGAGUUUGUGAGGACCUUUGAAGCAUCAGGUCCGCGACGCAUCAGCCUACCCGAAGAGGACGUCGAUGCCUUCAGUUGCUUCCUCCAAUUCCAGUACACGCGUGAUUACACUGUCGUUCAAAUGGAAACUCCUACGGAAACAGCCGAAGACAAAAGCGGUGACGAGUUACUCCGCCACGCGCGCAUCUACACGCUGGCGGAGAAGCUGGGCCUGCCAACCCUCCAGCGCAUUGCCCAUGGCAAGAUUCACAAGGUCAAGAGCUCACCUCACGCAGAGCUUUCAUAUGCUCGUUACGUAUACACCCAUACGCCAACAACAGACACUACUAUCCGGAAGCCUGUGGCGACUUACUGGGCGAACCAGAGUCACCUGCUGCGCCAGGAGGUUGGCGACGACUUUAAGAAGCUGUGCAUUGAAGUCCCAGAGUUCUCCUUUGAUGUUUUGACUAUCAUUCUGGAUCGAAAGCUAAAGAACGGAUCGGUGGAUGAGAUCAAGGGAAGUGCGCGCAAGCGUAGAAGAGACAUCUAG
Messenger RNA from Penicillium coprophilum, 687 nucleotides. RefSeq lists its product as uncharacterized. The record is from RefSeq and is a predicted model, not a curated record. Lineage: Eukaryota; Fungi; Ascomycota; Eurotiomycetes; Eurotiales; Aspergillaceae. The transcript has 2 exons. The coding region runs from base 1 to 687 and encodes 228 amino acids.